AUCCUCCUUGGAGGCUCUCACAAUACGUGUUCACGUCGCGGCGGGUUUAUAACCAACGACGACGACAUAUUCGACGCCGAUUAUCAGUAUAUAGCUUUGCUGAGCACCAUGUCUGCGAAUCCCGCUUUCGUAAUGGGUAGCCUUUGCAUCGUCGGCGGUGUAAUUGGUUUCGCCAAGAAACGAAGUAUCCCCUCGCUUGUCGCAGGUGUUAGUGUUGGUCUCCUCUUCCUCUGGAGUGCGAACAACCUGGCGAAGGGAACUGGCCCUGGUAUCGAGGGUGCUCUCGGUGCUUCUGCCCUCCUGCUUCUUUCCUCUGCCCCGAGGGCUUUCAAGGGCCCGGUACCUGCCGUAUUGACCGUCGCAGCGACGGUGACUACAUACUACUACGGCAAGAACUAUCUUGCGCUCAAGAAUGCAGGGCUGUGAGUGUUCUGCAUCACCUAUAUUGAAGUUGUAUCCGGUUGCUUUGAGAUUGUAAAUUAAUAUGUACUUGUAACUUCCACUCCGCGUGUCAUUCUGAAAC
Somion occarium is the source of this 523-nucleotide messenger RNA. NCBI's taxonomy places the organism in Eukaryota, Fungi, Basidiomycota, Agaricomycetes, Polyporales, Cerrenaceae. The record is from the annotation of a GenBank genome assembly.